AUGCCAGAUGCCAAUCAACCGCUAUCAUUCGCACAGCUGUACUUCUUUGAUACACACUAUGAGACCAAAAAGAGGACGAAACAUAUGAAUGAUCUGCAGGUGGAUAUAUUGACGAAACUACAAGGUUAUAUUCGGCAAGUAAACCCAUACGUAGCAUCAUUUCAAGUUGCUAUAGAACUUUCGGCAACUGAGGAUAUUUCGAUCCUUCUACACCAUGACAAACAGCUCAAACCAUCCGAGGCUCACUGUCGCCAGUACAACUUGUCUAUGAAUUCAGAGGUCGCUACUUUGGUUCCGGGUGAUAUCAAGAACCCUUUAGACGUAAUCAUAUACUGUCUUAAUGGACAUGUUCAGAAAAUAAACUCUACCCAUCGAUCGUACGAUCCGCUGCAUUAUGUUCUGCUACUACCGGAGGGAACAGACGGUUGGCAGCUCAAUAUGAAGAAAUCAAAUGGACAAAUAUUAACAGCUAUGAAUUUUUACGCUUACCAACUGCAGGUCAACAAUUCUUGGAUAGUGCCAUACAAUCCGUAUCUGACAAUAAAAUACAACACCCACAUCAACGUCGAGGUCGUACACUUUGUCCAAGCAGUGAAGUACUUAUACAAAUACAUUACAAAAGGGCAAGAUCGAAUCAUCUUCUCAACAUUGGAAACAGGACAGCCAAUUCCCGUAUUAAACGAAAUCGAAAACUUCGUAAACGCUCGAUACAACUCUGCAAGUGAAGCAUUCUGGAAGUUGUAUGGAUUUUACAUACACCAAAAGCAUCCUACAGUCGAAAAACUACCCUGUCAUUUACCUGAUGAGAAGACUGUACGAUCCGACUCGACCUAUGUCGCUGCGGCUGUGGAACGCGGACCACUGAUAACUAAACUGACUGCUUAUUUUCAAACAAACAAACACGACGAAAAAGCCCGACAAAUUUUAUACCAAGAUUUUCCUAAAUAUUACACCUGGAACAAUAAAACCAAGUCGUGGCAAAAACGAAAACGAGGUACAACAGAUGAUAGUGAUAACAUCAAAACUGAUACUAUCGGACGAAUCCCCACCAUAUCAUAUAAUACUCAUCAGUCAGAACUGUUUCACCUUCGGAUACUCCUUCACCAUAUCAAAGGCGCGACUAUCUUUGAUGAACUGAAGACCGUGGAGGGAAAUGUAUGUUCAACAUUUCAGGAGACAUGCAUGAAAACUGGACUGAUAUCGAACUGCCAAGAAAUACACCGUGAAAUGGAGGAAGCAGUCAGUAUUCGCUUCGGAGAUACGCUGCACGACUUCUUCGCCAUCGUGUUAAUUUACUGUCAGUCACUUGAUCCGAUGAACUUUUGGGAAGACUGGAAAACUGAACUCGGGCGAGACCUCUUGCAAAGAAACAACAUUAAAGAUCUUACUACUCGCAUUGAAAAUGAAAUAUUGAUUCGUCUGCAGGAGUGA
Messenger RNA from Octopus bimaculoides (California two-spot octopus), 1431 nucleotides. RefSeq lists its product as uncharacterized. NCBI's taxonomy places the organism in Eukaryota, Metazoa, Mollusca, Cephalopoda, Octopoda, Octopodidae. The record is from RefSeq and is a predicted model, not a curated record.